Molecule: messenger RNA, 852 nt
Organism: Frankliniella occidentalis (western flower thrips)
Lineage: Eukaryota; Metazoa; Arthropoda; Insecta; Thysanoptera; Thripidae
Exons: 3
Coding region: 91-852 (253 amino acids)
Source: RefSeq, a predicted model, not a curated record
GGUCCUGUGCAGCCGGCUCAGCAGCGCCCCGCCCUAAGUCCUUGCCGGCGCGAUUAGAGAAGAUCAGCGGGGCACCGAGAGGAGAUUUACAUGCACGCGCGCAGCAAUGCCGCGAGAGCCGCCACCAUGUCCUCCACGCCGGUGCCGGUCCCGGACAGCGGCGCCCCUCACGACGACGACGAGGGCGCCCCGCUCACGCUGCUCGCCGACCUCCAGGACGACUGCCCCGGCGCCACCAUCGUGCCCGCGGGGAGCCUCAGCAAGAGGCGGAAGAGCGGCGCCGGAUACGAAUCCGCGACGGACAACAACGUCCACUUCGACUCGUUCCGGGUGAAAUCAGGGCCGGACGUGCUUCGCGUGGUGGACAGCCUGCUGGCGCUGCACGUGAUCGCCCCCCUGGUCAUCUCCUGCUGGCGGGGGCUGUGGGAGCUCUUCGGCCUGUUCCCGGACGUGUACCCGCCCUGGGCGCAGGCCGUGUUCGGCUCCGUGCUGCACACGCUGCUCGCCCUCACCAGGGACGUGUUCAUGAGGACGUUCGACUGCCGCCGCUACCCGGAGCCCGGACGCAGCCUGAUCAAAGUGCUGACGCGAUGCUACACGUGGGUGUUCGCGACAGCGUGCAUCAGCCACUGGCGCGGCACCUGGUUCCUCCUGGACAUGCUCGGCGUGGACGCCACCAAGGUGGUCCUCAUCUGGGCGCUGGCCGCGCUGCUCAUGCUGGGCACCCGCUCCCUGCGCAACACCAUGGCGCCGCCCCUCGUCGUCGGCUCGGACGGGCCCGACUUCUGCUUCACCUUCACGCACAUGUUCCGCUCCGACGUGAGUACCAAAGACCGGCAGUGGCGAGCAUAG